Messenger RNA from Eupeodes corollae, 1245 nucleotides. RefSeq lists its product as uncharacterized. The coding region runs from base 1 to 1245 and encodes 414 amino acids. The transcript has a single exon. Lineage: Eukaryota; Metazoa; Arthropoda; Insecta; Diptera; Syrphidae. Gene Ontology annotation, biological process: DNA integration. Gene Ontology annotation, molecular function: nucleic acid binding. The record is from RefSeq and is a predicted model, not a curated record.
AUGAGAGUCAACGGUCGUUUAACCAAUGCAAAUUUGAGUUACAAUGAAAAAUAUCCAAUAAUAUUGCCAUACUCAUGUCCGUUGUCGAAAUUGCUAGUAGGAUUCUUCCAUAAAAUUUCCCUACAUGGAGGGAACCAACAAGUCAUGUACCUUAUGCGAAAGUCAUUUUGGAUUCCAAAACUAAAAAACUUAAUAAAAUCAUUUACCAAUAGUUGCAUUGUUUGUGUUUUACACAAAAAGGAACUUCAAACCCAAAUUAUGGGAACACUUCCCCCCGAAAGGGUUAACUAUUCCUUUCCAUUCACUCAUGUUGGAUUGGAUUUUGCUGGCCCCUUUGAACUAAAGGUUCAAAAGGGUCGGUUCUAUCAAGCAAUAAAAGGUUAUGCUUGUCUUUUUAUUUGUCUCUGUACAAAAGCUGUACAUUUAGAAGCGGCAGGAAGUCUCUCAACGGAGUCGUUUUUAGCUGCUCUUGAUAGAUUUGUCGGUCGUAGAGGUGUUCCCCAACAACUUUUCUCUGAUAACGGCACCAAUUUUGUUGCUGCUAAUAAAAUAUUAAAAAAGGAGUUGAAAAAAGCCGUAUCAGAAGCUACUCUGGAAGCUGAAAAACUCUAUCUACCAAAGAAUUUGAAGUGGAAUUUCAUUCCACCAGGUUCUCCUCAUAUGGGUGGUCUAUGGGAAGCUGGUAUAAAGUCGUUUAAAACACACUUUAAGAAGGUUGUUGGAAACUCCAGGCUAACGUUUGAAGAGUUUUCCACACUGCUUGUUAAAAUUGAGUCAUGUAUGAACUCCCGCCCUAUUUCUCCGAUUAGUGAGAACCCUUCUGACCCUCUUCCCUUAACACCGGGACAUUUUUUAAAAGGUGCACCCUUGCUCUCCUUACCCGAAAGCCAAGUUGGCGAAAUUGCAAAACUAAGGAAUUGGGAAAGAGUUCAGCAAAUUUUAUACUCUUUUUCAAAACGAUGGAAGGAGGAAUAUUUGACCGAUCUUCAACGAAGAACAAAGUGGAAAUUUCCUAAGCGUAAUAUCAAAGUUGGAGACGUUGUAGUUGUGCGCAACGAAAAUCUACCACCCACUCAAUGGCGACUGGGAAAAAUAGUGGCUGUUCACCCUGGAAAAGAUGGAAAGGUUCGCGUUGCUACCGUUAAAACUCAACAAGGCGAAAUUCUACGCCCUAUAGUUAAAUUAUGUCUCUUGCCUGUCGACCAGGAAGUGUUCCAGGUGUAUCUUGCUUCACAAAACAAAUAA